AUGGGAGGCACAAAUGUGGAGCGUUGUGUGUGUGUGUGUGUGUUUGUGUGUCGGCGCGGCAAUGACGUGGGCUUCGGUCGGCAGGCGCGGUUCUGGAUGCAGGUGAUCGGCGAGCUGCGCAUGGGCGUAAAGCUGAAGAAGGUGAGCCACUCGCGCACGCCCAUCGAGUACGAGUUGACGCCCUACGAGAUCCUCAUGGACGACAUCCGCUCGCGGCGCUACACGCUGCGGAAAGUGGACUCCAGCAUCCCGCACAAUGUCAAGAAAGACGCACACGCGAUGAUUCUCGAAUUUAUAAGAAGUAGACCUCCUCUCAAAAAGGCGUCGGAGCGCCAACUGCCCCCGGCCAAGCGGGAGACCACGCCUCGAGAGCAGCUGCUGCGCUCCAUCCGCCUGGGCCGACCGCUGCGACCUACGCCCCGAGUCAACAUAGAGCGGAGAAAAAGCGAGGCGAAGGUGCGGCGGCGGCGAGUGUCCCCCGCGGGGGGACGCAGCCCCGACGAGCCGCCGCUGGACGUCGCUCAGCACAAGGCCUACUGGGGCAGCGUCGCGCGCGCACGACCCCGCACCGAGGCAAGCGGCAGCGUGAGCGGAGGCGGGUCGGAGGAUAGGCGAGCUGGAAGUGACGUCACGCGACGAACGAGCGGUGACGUCACGCCGCACAAGCAGCCGCAGAGGAGACUCAUCAAAGUUGACUUCGAUAACCUCGAAGACGAUGAAGACGACGAGGAGACGCAGAAGUGCGCGUCUCCCCCGCGGCCUUUGCCCAGGCACUCGGCGCCGCCCAAGCCCUGGAAGAGAACCGAUAGACACGUCUUAAAAGCUAAAGUGUGCACUUUGUCCCGAACGCCGGACGCGGCGCGGCCCGACGCGACCCGAUGCGGCACGGCAGCGUCCCGACCGAGAGUGCCGCCGCGGGCGCGUCUCUCUCACGACGAGUACCACCAGUUCUGCGAUGAGACCCUCGAAUGUACGCCCCACGCUAUCGCAUGA
Molecule: messenger RNA, 993 nt
Organism: Pieris macdunnoughi
Lineage: Eukaryota; Metazoa; Arthropoda; Insecta; Lepidoptera; Pieridae
Source: the annotation of a GenBank genome assembly